AUGUCUGAUAUCCGUCGUGAUCGUGAAAAGUCUUUCUCCUUAUCAAAAUGUUCAACAAUAAAUGAACGUGAAAAUAGUAAAGAUGAUUAUGAAAAUAAUCAUUAUAAACGAACAAAUUCAAAUAGAUCAAACGAUUAUUCAGAUUCUCAACGAACACCAACUGUUGAUGGAAAAGUUUAUAUUGGCAAUGUUCCAACUGAUAAUUUAACUGAUAGUGAAUUACUUGAUUUUUUUAAAUCAUUUGGCAAAGUUUCAGAUAUUCGAGUGUAUAAAGGUUAUAUGUUUGUGCAAUAUGAUAGAAUGGAAGAUGCUCGAAGAUUAAUUAAAGAAGGUCAAACAUGUUUAAUGCUUAAAGGAAAUAAACUUGAUGUUUUACCAGCAAUGGAAGUCAGUUUAAAGAAUAGACAAUUAUCUUUAAAUGAAAGAUCUUCGAAAGAUCAUAAAAGGUCUCAACAUGAAUCAUCAAGAAAUUCUCGUCGACAUUCUGAUUAUGAUCGACAAUCAUCAAAUUAUGAACCUCCCAGAAAACGACAUUCAUCAAGACAUCAUUUAGAUGAUCAUCAUCAACACAGAUCUUUUAUUAAUAAAAAUUCAGAUAAUUAUCGAGAUUCAAAUGAAACGGAAAUGAUUAGUGAUCGUCGUGUUAUUAUAUCAUCAUCAAGAUCAAGUUCACAUCGUUUAAGUCGAUCUCCAAAUAAUAAUUCAUAUGAUUCAUCAUCUCGUUAUCAUCAAUCAUGUUAUACUAUUCUAUCAGGACCUGAUAAUCCAAGACAAUUAGUAGAUUGUCAAAUAAUUAUUGUUAAUCCUCGUCAAAGAGGUUAUGCUGAAGAAAUUUCAUCUCGUCUUGUUUGUCAUGGUUUGAUAACAUCAAUAAUACUUCUUCGAGAAGAUUACACAUUAACAGAAGCUAUUGAAAAUGCAGCACAUGAACAAUGUCUUUAUGGAAUAAUUGCUAUGCCAAUGCAUGAAGAACGACGUACUGCAUCUUUUCAUAUUCUUCAUGGACAAACCGAAGAACAUCGUAAUUUAACAUUAGACGAUGGUUAUCAUAUAAUAUUAACAAAUUUUACUUGUUAUAAAGAACGUAUUCGAAAUGAAGAAAUAAAUCGAUAUGAUAAUGAUAAUGUUGAAUCAAUUGUUUAUUCACAAUCAAAAGAAAAUCUUAAUAAACAAAAAUCAAAUUCAUUAAAUGAAUUUCCAUUAUCAUUUGGUGAUAAAUUACCAUUAUCAAUGUUAUUAUGUCUUUUAGCUGAUGGAAGACAAUUAACAUUAGAUGAAAUUGAUCGUAUACUUGUUUAUUUACUUGAAAAAAAAGCAAAAAUGUUAACAUUACCACAAGGAACAUUACCACCAUUACCUGUUCAAUAUGCUAAUGUUAAAACAAAUCAUCAAACAGAUUCAUGUGUUUUAUCUGAUCGAAAUUGUUUAUUAACAAAACAAGAUUUAUCAUCAUCGGAAUUAUCUUCAACAAUAGCUGAACAAAUUCGUCAAAUUCUUUCAACAAAUAUGAUUAAAUCAUCAUGUUUAAAUUCGAAUGAAGAAUUUAAUAUUGAAAAUCGAACAAAAAAAACUUCAUUUGAUUCAUUAUCAAAUAUAACUAAAUAUCAAGAUAAAAAUAUUUCACAAUCAAAUAUACAUUUUAAAGAUGGAAUAAAAGAUUUAAAUGAUUAUCAACAAAUUUUUCAAUCAUCAGGACAAAAUAUUUUAUCACAAGAAAAUAAUAAUCAAUCAUCUUUUUCUUAUACAAAAUCGAAUCAAAAUAGUUCAGCAUUUAUUCCACCAUCAUUUCAUUAUUCAUCAUCAUCAUCAAUACCAACAAAUGAAAAUCAAUCAAAUCCAUUUAUUUCAUCAUAUGAUUCACUUGCUAAUACAUUACCUAUUAAAUCACCAUUAAAACAAACAACAUCAACAACACCAGUACCAACAUCCGAUGUUGUUUGUAAAUCUUCCGAAUAUUUAUAUCCAUCAACAUCAAUUACAAAUCAAAAUCUUUAUCAAACAAUGCCUAAUUCAGCAGCAGCUGAUGCAGCAGCUGCUAUUUUUCAAGCAUAUUCACAAUUCAAUAAUCGAACAACAUCAAUGUCUUCAAUUAUUAAUCAGCAACAACAACAACAACAACAACAACAGCAACAACAAAUUCGAAAAUAG
Rotaria sordida is the source of this 2148-nucleotide messenger RNA. The record is from the annotation of a GenBank genome assembly. NCBI's taxonomy places the organism in Eukaryota, Metazoa, Rotifera, Eurotatoria, Philodinida, Philodinidae.